CCUAUAGAAAUUUAUCAUCAGAGGUUAGGCAAUCGUGCUUAGUGCGCGUCAUAAAGCCGAAAUGAAUUCCAUAAAUUUUAUAUUUCUUUUAACAAUUUUUGGUUUCACUUUCGCUGUGAAGGUUAAUUAUGAAGGGUAUAAGUUGUAUAAAAUUUCUCCCAAGGACGAUAGUGAAGUGGGUAUACUAGCAAAGCUACAAGAAGCUAGGAUUGGUGAGUUUUGGGAAGAUGGUAUCAGAGUGGAUAGGGAUUCCAAAGUGAUGGUUUCGCCACAUAAACAUGAAGAAUUCUUACAAUUUCUGAAGACUGAAAACAUUGAAGCAUCUUUGUUGCUUGAUGAUGUACAAAGGACAAUUGACAAGCAACGUAAUCCAGAAAACAUAAACGAAUCCUCAAGCUACCUAUCUUACGACUGGACAUCUUACCAUGACCUCGACACUCUAUACAAAUGGCUUGAUGAAUUAGAAGAACAUCAUCCAGAUGUAGUUCAAACAGUUGUCAUGGGACAAUCUGUUGAAGGCAGAGACAUAAAAGGAAUCAUCAUACACUAUCCUAACGAAAUGGGUGAAAAAAACCCAAAUCCUCUCAUUGGAAUGUUAGAAGGCACCUUGCAUUCCCGUGAAUGGAUCUCUGUAGCCACUGUUACGUGGAUUAUCAAAGAGUUUUUGACAAGCGAAGAUCCUGAGAUCAGGCAUUUGGCAGAAAGUUUUGAAUGGCAUAUCUUCCCUAUUGUGAACCCUGACGGAUAUGUUUAUACUUUUACUGAUAAUCGUAUGUGGAGGAAAAACCGCAGUCCAGAAAGUGUGAAGACCUGUGCUGAAGGAGUGGACGAUGACAUGAGCCAUGGUGUGGAUCUCAAUAGAAACUUUGAUGUUCAGUGGAUGGUUAUUGGAGCAUCAAACGACUCAUGCACCAACACAUACGCCGGUCCAGGCAGCUUCUCCGAACCUGAAUCGCGAGCUAUCGCUGGUUACGUUCAGCGUCUCGAUCAAAUAGGCAGAAUCAUCUACUAUCUUGCUUUCCAUUCUUACACCCAACUGAUUCUAGUACCGUACAGUCAUGUAAACAUUGAAGAUGCUUGGCAAUCUAGAAACUAUGCUGAUAUGUACGAAAUUGCGAUCAAAAGUUCUGACGCUAUAGCAAAACGUUAUGGAACACAGUACAGAGUCGGACUUUCUGCUAACGUAAUGUAUCCUAUGAGUGGAGGUUCCUUCGACUGGGUGAAGUAUGAACUGAACGUGCCUAUAUCUUACCUCCUUGAGCUUCGUGACCUUGGAGAGUAUGGCUUCCUUCUGCCAGCAGAUCAGAUCAUCCCCACUUCUCUGGAGACCAUGGAUGGCCUAAUCGAAAUGGACAAGAUGACCAAAGCCCUAGGCUAUUAUUAACUUACUUAAACAUGGUACUUUUCUUUGAAGUGCUAAUAGUAUGUAAGUACAAAAAUAUUUGCGAUGACAAUGUUUGGAAUAAAAAUAAAAUAAAUUAGGAUAUUAUUAAAUUCAGUUAAGACGAAGUACAAGAUUUGUGAUAAUAUUUAUUUAUUUAGUUAGACUGAGUAAUGUUUCUGUAAAAUUUCUAGGAUUUGGCAUGGUACGGCACGAUAUGACAAUAGGAUUACCCCCUAUUACCUACACAUGGUUUGACUUAUAAGACAAAUGGUGAAAAUUGGGUGUAGAUAUUGUGGUAUUACGUGCUGUAAUGUACAGGUGCACCUCUGCCUAUCCCUUCGGGGACAAAAGGUGUGACAAACUAUGAUUCGUAUGCGUUUGGAAUUUUUAAUAAACUAAAAUUAACAUA
Molecule: messenger RNA, 1793 nt
Organism: Spodoptera frugiperda (fall armyworm)
Lineage: Eukaryota; Metazoa; Arthropoda; Insecta; Lepidoptera; Noctuidae
Product: zinc carboxypeptidase-like
Exons: 6
Coding region: 62-1384 (440 amino acids)
Biological process (GO): proteolysis
Molecular function (GO): metallocarboxypeptidase activity; zinc ion binding
Source: RefSeq, a predicted model, not a curated record